CCGCCAAGACAUUCUCCACUUAUACGGGAUCACUUUUCACUUCUUCGGUUUUUUAAAAAUUUAAAAAUUCAAUUGUUUUAGUAAAUACGUGUAAUCAAAAACCUGUCUUCCGUGAAAAAACCUAACAAAAAAAAACAAAUGAACUCCCCAUAGUGUAUAUCAAAUUGAAUUAUUUCUCAUCUUCUGGACGAAUCGAUUGUGUGUCCAAUAACAAAACUAACUGAAAGAAAAACAAAAGAUGUGCAGCACAGAAAAAUUGUCGGAAGCAGAUGCAAAUCUUCCAUACUUCCACGGAGCUCUGAUGAAUAUCGAUGCAGAUCAACUACUUGUUAAUGAAGGGGAUUUUAUGGUGACGAUGAAGAAGCAGCUGGACAUUAACAAAUUGCAACUCUUCUUGGCAGUGCGAUUGAAGAAAGGAAUCAGGAGAUACGAGAUCAAGAGAACAAGCAAGACGGCGAAGAUCGGUGGAAAAACUUCUCAGAACAUCGUGAAGCUAAUCAAUAUGUUGAAAGCUGAUCCGAUAGAGAUUCGAGGAGAGAAGGUCGUCUUGAAGCGUGCCAUUCCAAAAGGAAAGUUCCAAUUGAUGCAUAAGGAUGUGAUUUUCCAGAAGAAAAUCGGAGCAGGCGCCUAUGGAACGGUGUAUCGUGGAAAACUCGUGAAGACGGAUGAAGUCAUUGCAGUGAAGAAGCUCGAUCCAGAGGGAGCCGACGAGGAUGGUUUAGCUGAAAUGAUGAAAGAAGCCCGAGUGAUGCAGCUCUAUGACCAUCCGAACAUCGUCAAAUUUCACGGCUUCAUCUUGGACGAUCUUCCGUAUCUUCUCGUGCUGGAGUACUGUAAUGGUGGAGCUGUUGAGGAUCGGCUGAGAGAUAAGGGAGAGAAAAUAAAAGUUCCGACACGCGUCAAGUACACCUACAUGGCUGCUUGUGGCAUGGAUUACCUGCACAAAAAGAACUGUAUCCAUCGUGAUAUCGCGUCGCGAAACUGCCUCAUUCACAAGGGAGUCGUCAAGAUGGCUGACUUUGGAAUGUGCCGAGCCCAAUCCGUCUACAAAGUUGAUCUUAAAAAGCCAUGCAACAUCCGAUGGCUGGCUCCCGAGGUUUGGGACAACGGGGAAACGCGUUUCAACACUGACGUCUACGCGUUUGGAAUCAUGAUGUGGGAGUUUUUCGAGACCCCAUUCAAGUCGCCAUAUGUUGAGAUGAAAGCUGCUCAAGUCAAGCGCAAAACCCGAGCCGGAUAUCGCCUCCCUCCACCACCAUCAAUGCCGAGUAGAAUGGUGGAAAUCAUGAGCGAGUGCUGGCAAGUAGAUGCUGAAAAACGACCAACCGCUGAAGAGUUGAAGGAAAAGCUGGAAGAGUUCAAGAAGAAAACGGAAAACUCCAUCACUACUUCGGCACCACCUACAAGUGUGGAAAAAUCGAAAUUGUCCGUGUCGUCAGAGCCAACCACGAAGUCUGUGGAUCCGAAUAAAUCUAGACUGUAAAUGUAAAUAAAUCUUUGGCUGCGAAAGUUUUUAUGGGAAAUGUACGAAAUUAGCCGCAAUAUUUGAAAUUAUGGUGAGAAAUUGUGACAAUUGAUAAAUUAGAGUGAAAGGAAA
This is a messenger RNA of Caenorhabditis elegans, 1597 nucleotides long. RefSeq names its product Tyrosine-protein kinase (gene R05H5.4). The transcript has 5 exons. Gene Ontology annotation, biological process: developmental process. Gene Ontology annotation, molecular function: protein kinase activity; transferase activity; non-membrane spanning protein tyrosine kinase activity. Bases 239 to 1483 code for a protein of 414 amino acids. Lineage: Eukaryota; Metazoa; Nematoda; Chromadorea; Rhabditida; Rhabditidae. The record is from RefSeq and is marked reviewed.